GAAUAGCACGACCCUCCACCAAAUAUAAAGGCAUUACUCCACCGGCGCCCGACAGGGACGCCGCGCCGCUUCUACUCCGUGACAGACAACCGUACAUAGUUCCUUCUUCAGCUCGCCAUCGCGGCGGUCAGCUCGCCACUCGCCGAUCGUUCCGUUUCGGAGGAACCGCUGUCGAAGAGGAGGAAGUGCCUCGAAGGGAGUGAGGGAGUGGCAACGAUGGUCUCCUCACGAUAUCAUCACUAUGACAUCUUCAGGCGCGGCACAAUGGUGUGUGAAACCCCUCGCCUUCGGUCCCUUCUGGUGAGCCGGAGGGGCGGCUUCCUCGAGGACCCCUUCUUCAGGGACGCCUGGGGAGACUACAACAACGCCGUCAGGAGGAUCGUGGAUAGAUUCAACCAUGGAAUGUUCGCACCUCGAGACCGCUUGCGGGACUCCCACUACCAUUCUAUGUACCGCACCUUGCGAUCUGCUCGCAUUAACUACGCCGCGCAGUCUGCCAGGUUUAAGGACGAGGGAGACCUCUAUAAGGUGAGUGCUGUGUUUCGCUUCUUGCAGUCAGAGUUAGAGGCCUAA
Molecule: messenger RNA, 573 nt
Organism: Penaeus vannamei (Pacific white shrimp)
Lineage: Eukaryota; Metazoa; Arthropoda; Malacostraca; Decapoda; Penaeidae
Source: RefSeq, a predicted model, not a curated record